Hemibagrus wyckioides is the source of this 6230-nucleotide messenger RNA. It is a transcript of the gene efna5a, whose product is annotated as ephrin-A5a. Gene Ontology annotation, molecular function: ephrin receptor binding. The transcript is spliced from 5 exons. The record is from RefSeq and is a predicted model, not a curated record. Gene Ontology annotation, cellular component: external side of plasma membrane; plasma membrane. Gene Ontology annotation, biological process: regulation of cell-cell adhesion; regulation of actin cytoskeleton organization; ephrin receptor signaling pathway. NCBI's taxonomy places the organism in Eukaryota, Metazoa, Chordata, Actinopteri, Siluriformes, Bagridae. Bases 832 to 1515 code for a protein of 227 amino acids.
CUUUCACGCGCUCGGCGCUUCACUCCGACCAGCUCCGGUGCUGCGCGUCACGCAGUUUCUCUGUACCGCAGCUCCGAUUCAGUAACUUUACGCGUUUCAGGAUCUGUAAAGGCAGUGUUGCUCAGUACGACUCGGGGCUGUUUUUACGCCUGCGUAACUCAGCGCUUUGCCUUCUGUGUGUUUGCGGUUCUCUCAUUUGUUUCUCGUUCAGUUUGGAGGCGACGCGGAGAGCGAAACUGCGCUUUGAAAGAGGACCAGAGCAGAAACGCAGGAGCAGCUCACCCUCACUCUGCCCUCGUGAUCUCCUGCAUAUGUGUGUGUGUGUAUGUGUGUUGCUCAUGCAUGCACGGAUGUGACAUGUUUUAAUUCUGAACUUUCAUUCGUGAGAAGGUGCAGUAUAAAAAAAUCGUGCAAAACAGUUUGUCGGCGAGGGAACAAGGAAGUAUAAAGGAUUGUAAAAACAGGGACUGUGAACAGCUUUUAUUUGUUGAUUUGGGUGGAUUUUGUAUUUCUUGUUUCUCCGGUAACUGCUCCUAGAAGGGAUGCGCUUCCACUCCGCCCGGACUACAGACUGAAAGCCGGCACGCGCAGUCGCUGCAGCGGUGCUUUAAUAAAUCCACAGUUCUCCUUUGGCACUGUAACAGCUCUUGGACAUCUUCAGAGAGGGAACAGUUUAUGCACAGACCUGUGGAAGUGUUCAUCAAGGAUCACAUGUGAGUUGGCUGCCGGUGUUUAUUUUUUUGUUUUUACACCUGGAGCUCGUGCCCCCGGACAGACCCCGGUACCGCGUGCCCGAUUCAGGACUGUGCUGCGCGCUUGAGGUUGUUGGAGAUGGCUCCGGUGGGGACGCUGCUGAUCGGGGCUGUGUUAGUGUGGGUGUCGGUGUUGGGUGAAGAACCAGCCGCUAAAGCCGUAGCUGACCGAUACGCUGUCUACUGGAACCGCACGAAUCCCCGAUUUUACCGAGGUGACUACCACCUUGAUGUGUGCAUCAAUGACUAUCUGGAUGUCUACUGUCCUCACUACAUGGACUCCGUGCCGGAGGAGAGGACCGAGCGCUACAUGCUGUACAUGGUCAACUAUGAUGGCUACAGCUCCUGCGACCACACAGCUACGGGCUUCAAACGCUGGGAGUGCAACCGGCCAUACUCUCCCAACGGGCCUCUCAAGUUCUCUGAGAAGUUUCAGCUCUUCACACCAUUCUCGCUGGGCUUUGAGUUCCGACCAGGCAGAGAAUACUACUACAUAUCCUCUACGGUCGCUGAAAAUGGGAGAAAGACCUGCCUGAGGCUGAAAGUUUUCGUCAGACCAGCAAACAACUGCGUGAAAACUGUCAGCGUUCAUGACCGGGUCUUUGACGUCAAUGACAGUAACUCAAUAGAGCCCAGAGACGAUACGAGCCACGAAUCCGCCGAGCCGUCCCGAGGGGACGUCAAUUCUGCUGGACGUGUACAUAUGGCUAGUCUCCCGCUAGCCUCGGCCCUGAUCAUCCUCAUCUCUCACAUAUCGUUAUAGCGGCCUACGUGAGCGUGGGUGCAGUAACAGGUCCCAAUCUUAACGCAGAAGAGGACUCUUAAAAGAGCACUUUUUUAAAAAGUAGACAUCAGAUGUCCUCAUUAUCUCCACUGAGAUUCAGAACGUGUUCCUCUAAUGAGAAGACACUAGAACUCCAGACGAUGUGAGUGGGAUCUUCUCAUCCGGGAUUCAUUACAGGAUCUUGGAGGAUAUCGGUACACUACCCAGAUACAUGUAUAUGCAUACACACAACUUCUUUCAUCGCGCAAUGACAUACCUUAAAACAGAAGGCUGAAAAGACAUGUAUACUCAUUAGUUUUUUUGGGGUUUUUUUGGACAUUAUAUUUGUAUAAGGAAUGGCAGACUCCUAUCAACACGAGCCAGGUGUCUGAUUUCUGGAAACAUGGGAACAUUUUGGACACAACUGUGUACAGGACUGAUGGAGAACUGGUUUCAGAGUGUACCUUCUAAAAAAAAAAAAAAAAAAAAAAAAAACAGAAAGAGAUAAUUUUUAAUGGGACGAGUCUUUACCUGAGGACUUUCUUGUUGUUUUUAAGGAGUUUUCUUAUAUAAAAAGAAAUAAGCACUCGUCUGUUUUGUACAUUGUGUACAGUUUAAAAAGCAGAAUACAACAAAGUGGAGACUGUAUUCUUGAAGUGAAUAAGUGCUCAAGUGUAGUAGCAACAGUGGUAUUUUGUUAUAGAGUUUGGAGCCUCAAUGAUCAAUUGUUUAAAUGAACAUACUUAUUUGUUUGACAAAAAGCAUUUUUUCCCUAUUUAUUACUCAUUAUUUCACCCACUGCCACUGCAGCUAAUAGUGAGGUUUCACCCUGCGUUCACACUAGCAAUCAGCAAUGUAGGCGUAAAGAGUAAAACACUUGGGUUUGUGAUGUUAUGGGAAAAUAAUCAACAAUGGGAUGGAGUGAUGUGACACAAUGGAUCAUUUUCCUAUAGCAUCAUGUAAUAUUUAAUCCUCUUUUUACCUACUACACUACAUUCACUUUUUAUCCAUUUAUAGUUACAUUUAAUAUUAAUGGAACACCCACAAACUUAGUUCCUGUUAUCACUUACAUUGUGCCCUCACCAGACUCUGUUUUUUCUCUUUCAUGUGAACUGAAUAAGAUAAAAAAAAACGAAGCUUGUCAGGUCUAAACUUUCCUGUGUCAGAAAACUUAAACUUACACCUUUACAUCUGACUGUGCUAAAGUGCUAGAGACUCCAUGCCAUUCCAUAAAUAAUAAAUAAAUCUCCUUACAGAAAGCAUCACCUUAACAGCAAUUUCACACGCUUUUUUUUUGGUUGUAUUUUUUAUGUUGCUGUUUUUUAUUAUUUUAAAAUUAUGUGGCGUGUCCAGCAUGAAAGUCCCUAUGAAUGAGAUGUUAUAUAUAACAAAAACUCUAACAUAUAAGAACAAGCGCAUUAACAUACACAAGUGAUUUGUAGCUGCACUACUGUCAGGGUUGCUGUAUAAAAGAUUAAUCAACACCUCUGACCAAUCAGAACCAAGAACUCAACACUGCUGUAGUAUAAGCGCUGAUCAGAAAUGGUACUGUUCAAAAUGUUUACAGGUUACUGUAUAUCUUCUACAGCGGCAGUGGUUAAGAUGUUGGGUUUAUGGUCACAAGCUCAAACCCCCCUUCUGAGCUCUUGAGCAAGGCCCAAGCAAAGCAUCAGCUGCUCAGUUGUAUGGAAGAGAUACAUGUAAGUCGCAGUGGAUAAAGGUGUCUGACACGUUUAAAAUCUAGUACAUUUGUUCCAAAUGCUGUUGAAUUGGAAGGAACUGAAAUUGUGAGUAUAGAGAGAAAGAGAGAUAGACACUGGCUAACCCUGCACAAUGAUUGGUUCAAGGAAUCUACAGAACACAAUCACUUACUUAAAGCCUUAUAUAUGAAAUCACACACAUAUCCACAUUUUAUCAUUCUUUAUUCAUGUCUUAAUGCACAGCUGAGUUUAUUCAUCACAUCUGAAACUGCUUAGUGUCCUAAUGAUGUAUCUUAACCUGUAAUAAUGGCUUUAUCCCAUUAUCCAUUGUACAUCCAGUUUGUACAGCGCAUAAUUUCCGACACAGGAUUGGAUUUCUUGCUAAUUUGUGUAAAUCGGAUAGAAUCCCAAUUCAUUUUUUCAUUGGAAUCACAGCUUUGUGUCAUAAAACUUGCACAGGUAUGAUUGAGUUUGCUUGCUAGUGUGAACGCAAGGUAAUGAAAUACAUAUUUUUUAAAAAAACACAUUGGGUUUGUAGCCAUAAUCUGAGUUAGAUGUUUGAGGUUUAGACAUUGCCAUCUUUUUCCAGUGGUUUGAACUGACUAAUUGACUGAUUUAAAAUUUAAAGUCUAUGAUGGGAAUAUGGUGAAGAUUUCAAUGUGCUAUCAUUAUCACAUGUUGCAGAUGAAACAAAACAAAACAAUAAAGCGUAACGCCAUGCAUAUCUGUGCACGGUUUAAAGCGUCAGGGCAAUUUUGAACAUCUUGAGUAAGUGUAUAAAUCAUUAUCUUAAAGACAUUAAAGUGUUCAUUUAACAUGUCUAAGUUUCGCUCUCAGCUUCUUAAAGACGUAAACAUGAUAUGUGCAUGGCGAGGUGAUGCUGACAGAGCAGUACACUGUAGCCGGCCCUGGUGGCAGCUGGAGGCCUGAAGUGAUUUAAUAGACUGUUUGAAGUCGUCCAGGAUGACAGGAAUGCAAGCCACAUACUGUGGCCUCGUGUGGGUCAUUUCUGGAAUUAAAAAUCGACUGGCGCGUCAGACCGUACCGGUGUCCACUUCAACGGUAGGCUAGCGUUACUGACACGAACUCGAACUAGUGGGGGAGGGGGACAAAAGUCUUUGUUGCAAUCGAUAGUAAUGGGCUUUGCAGAUUGAAUAAAAUGGUAAAUAUUUGCCUCAGUCUCUGUGCCGGUUCCGAUUUCCUGCACGAUACAGUUAGAGUGUGAGUGACUGAAGAGGCUGUAGCUUUUAAAAAGUCCUCUGAAGAUGAAAAGAUUGAAAUAGAGCAUUUGUUAAAGAACAAGGAAGACAUCGAAUUUAAAAUGAAAUGUCUACAAUUUUAACCUUACAACAAAUCAUCCAUGUUUUAAUGUUGCUUUUUAAACGUAACUAAACUAACCACAUGAAUUUUAUAGCUAAUGAUCCUUGCCUUAAAACCGCAGUCACGUUUGAAAUUUGCAGUUUUACAAAAUAGUCUGAACAAUAAAACUGGACUUUUGUCCGUACAAUCUCAUUCCUUUCAGCUUCAACAGAGCAACUUUUUAUAGCUCUGCCUCUUCUUUUUCAAAUUUAGUGUUGAGCUACAGUAACAAAACAACUCAAGAAAAAGAUGAAAAUUUUUCACUGAAAGAAAACAGAUCUGUUGAUUGGAGAUUGAUUGCAGUGUGCUGCUGUAACGAAACAAUCUUUUUUUUAAUAACAUAGGAGAAUAUUGAUCCUAAUUUUAUGGAUACUGUGUAUCCGUAGGUUGUCUAUGUGAUAUAUGCUAUACAGUGAUAAUAGGAGCGAGACGUUUAACAUACAAAAAAAAAAAGAUGCUAAAGUACAGUGUUCAUGAACAUGUUGAUUUCUUUUAUAUGUGAUGCUAAUGAUUUUCCUGUGCAUGAUUUUAGUGGUGUGCUGGAUCAAUAAAAAAAAGUAAGGGUGAUUUUUACUUUCAUGCAGGUGGAUAUGAAGCUUGCAGAAGAAAAGGACACAGAAAGGUCAUGAUCAUUAACAUGAGAGCGUGUAGAGAGCUUGUGCAGCGAUACAUGACAAAUUUACAACAUUCAUUCUUUCGUUUGUUCUUUCUUUUAUUUUCAAUAACUGCUUUUUCCCAGACAUAAUGGCUUACACGAAUAAUUUUUUAAAUAUUUUUGGGAAUCUUGUCCGCUAAGUUUGUUAAAAAAUAAUAGGCAAGCCAAAAAAUAGCUAUGUAGUCAAUACAGUUUGACCAUAACCCCUUAACCUCCCGAGCCUAGCUCUGAACUCCCUGUCGUGCACAUUUUAGCAUAUUCCCUGCUCUAACACACUUACUUCAACUCAGGGGCUCAGGAAGAGAGUGUGUUAGAGCAGGAAAACACAGAAAUACACAAGACAGGCAGGUUCUUUAGAACCAGGUUGAGUUAAGCGAAUAUGAUAUACAUGUAGAUAGUGAGGAAUCGACGUCUGAACCACUUGAGUGCUUAUUUAGGGUUUAAGGGGUUAACCAUGAAUUAGCCUUAUUAAAUAAGAAGAAGCAAUGCAUCUCCAAAAUCCUUGUAUCUGCAACAUGGCAAAAAUUUCUGUCAUAUGAUACAACUGCUGUUCAGUGUUGGCUGUAACUUGUCACUUCAUUUCUGUAUAAAAAAGUACCUGUUAAAGGGGUAAAGAAUUGACAGUGGAAUGACGAUGAUGAUGACGGUGAUGAUGAUGAUGAUGAUGAUGAUGGUCUUGUCUGUUUUAACUUUAACCAAGCAUGAAUCAUUGCACCCAUUAUUGUUUUGGAUUGUUGCAUUUCCCCUUAGCACUGUGACAUGAUCACGUAGUAUGUAGAUUCACACUCACCUGUUUCAGUCAUGAGCCGUCUUCAAGAAGUCUGGCUCGGUUCCUCCGCACGCCCCGGCGCUGGUCACCUUCACCUGAUGCUUGAGAUCUUCUGCUUUAUGUUACACACAUUUUUAUAUCCUCAAAUGCCAUUGUUUGUAAAUACACUUGUCAGAGCAGCUAAAACUAAUUAAAAAAAAAAAAGAUUCAAUAAAUCUGUCAUUGUUGUAAA